AUAUGAAGAAGAGUGAGAGACUGGGGAAAGGACUAACACAGACUUCUACCCAGGGGAAUAAUAAGCAGAGCCAGUGCAGGAGUCAGAAUAGGGGAGAACGCAGCAGUCACCAGUGCACAGCUGUACAAGAAACACUGACAGUUGGAAGGCUGCGAAGUCCCUAAGGCAUCUCCCGCCUUGACACCCAAGCAAAAACAGAGCAGCAUCUGAAGGCUCACCAAGGAAACCCCUGCUCUUUGGAAAGCUUUUUGGUCCUGGAUAAUCAUAAUGAAGAAAUGUCAGAUGGCCAAUUGCAGCAUGGACCUGGAAUGUUACCAGGUCCUCAGCAGCCACACUCAGAAAACAGGCAUAACUGUGCUGUGCUCCAUUGUUGGGAUCCUGUGUGUUUUGGAAAACUCUUUGGUGUUGUAUCUGAUAUUUGCUUCCCCUAAGAUCAGGAAAAAGCCUUCCUACCUCUUGAUCAGCAGCCUGGCCUUAGCAGAUGUCCUGGCCAGCGUUGUAUUUGUCUGCAGCUUUCUUGAUUUCCAUGUCCUCAACAGCACUGAUUCCUCUAAAGAGAUCUUCUUGCUGAAGCUUGGAGGGGUCAACACAUCCUUCACCGCGUCCUUGGGCAGCUUGCUGAUGAUGGCAUUUGACCGCUAUGUCUGUAUCCAUCGGCCAUCGGAAUACAAGGUCAUCGUGACGAGGAAAAGGGUUGUGGUGGCUAUGGCUGUGAUGUGGAUAGCUACCAUGAUUACUGCCUUCCUACCUCUAAUGGGGUGGAACUGCUGCAAGGUAAACUCAGUGGGGUGGAACUGCUCUGAGCUGUUUCCCUUUGUUGAUAACAAGUAUCUGUCAAGCUGGAUCUGCCUAGUAAUGAUUCUACUGCUGUGUAUAGUGUACGCCUAUGUCCGGGUGCUGUGGAAGGCCCAUAAGCACACAGUGUACAUGGAGAAACGCCAAACCCAGGCUGGGCAGCGGAAUGCAAAGAUGAGGAUGGACAUCACGCUCGCCAAAACAUUAGUGAUGGUCCUGGCCAUUGUCAUGACAUGCUGGUCCCCAGUGCUGGCUCUCAUGACGUACAGCCUCUUCGUCAGCCUGAAUGAUAACAUCAGAAAGGUGUUCGCCUUCUGCAGCACCCUCUGCCUGGUGAACUCCAUGGUGAAUCCCAUUGUCUACGCCCUACGAAGCAGGGAGCUGCGCUCCUCUUUGAGGAACACUAGCUCGCGGUUCAGGAAGAAGGUGAGCAUCUCAGAGAGCAUCCCGGAAGCAGACAGCAUUCAGAAAUCCUCACAGAUAGAAACCAUCUGUUACGACACUGUGUGCAACACGGACAUGAAUCUGCUGAAAGUCUGACUUUUGACGCGGGAAAAAUAUGACAGUUAUUUGGAUUGUUUCUUUGAAAAGGAAGAAAAUCUAAAGCUGCUUUUCUUUGUAGCUCCUGGGAGGAUUCAUGACUGAAUGCCUUGCCUGGGAAAUGAAGCCAUUUGGCUGUAAUGGUAUUAUGAAACGUUUGCAGAUCACACCCUCCCUGUGCCUGGGACUUUACUUAGUGAGUAAAAGACAUGAGGCCAGAUUUGUAAUGGUAUUUAGGCACCUAACUCCCAUUGAUUUCCAAGGGAAUUAGCUGUCUAAGUAUCUUUAAAAAUCUGGGCUGCUGGUCCCUGUCCUCUAAAGGCACCCAACCAAAGGAAGACUGGACCAACUCUCCCAUACGAAUAGUACUUGCAGGAUGGAGCCUUCAGUGGGUCUUAUGCCCAGAUACUCAAAGGUAUUUAGGCUCCUGACUUCCACUGAAAUCAGUUGGUGCCUAAGUAGCUUUGAGGAACUGGGCAGUCUGAGAGCCUCAGUGUUUCGGAGUUUGAUUGUAUUGCCAGGAACAUUUACAGCCAAGUAUGGCUCCAAAGGAAACGUAUGAAUGUGGUUUACUUCUCAUCCAACUAAGGAGGCACAUUUAUCCCUAGUAUAAUUUCACUGACUUCACCGGGACUACACCAAAGAAGAAUUGAGCCCUUUGGCUGGAAUUAUCGAGCAGCUGUUAUAAGAAGUUGCUGUAUUGUUUUGUCCAGAAAUGCAGUAUGUGCUGAAGAUGUUUUAGACUCUAGGCAGGCAAGUGCUGGAUAUUUGUGCCUAGGAAAUAAGACAUUCCAGAAGUAUCUUUUGCAGAACAUGUCAACUGGACACAGACAAAAUAACACAAGCACCAGUCAGUACAUGGGGCCAAGGGCAUGUCAUAAAGCAGGGGUUGGCAACCUUUCCGAAGUGUUGUGCCGAGUCUUCAUUUAUUCACUCUGAUUUAAGGUUCCGCG
Mauremys reevesii (Reeves's turtle) is the source of this 2288-nucleotide messenger RNA. RefSeq names its product cannabinoid receptor 2 (gene CNR2). The transcript is spliced from 2 exons. Gene Ontology annotation, molecular function: cannabinoid receptor activity. Gene Ontology annotation, cellular component: membrane. NCBI's taxonomy places the organism in Eukaryota, Metazoa, Chordata, Testudines, Geoemydidae. Bases 268 to 1335 code for a protein of 355 amino acids. Gene Ontology annotation, biological process: cannabinoid signaling pathway. The record is from RefSeq and is a predicted model, not a curated record.